Daucus carota subsp. sativus is the source of this 2530-nucleotide messenger RNA. RefSeq lists its product as uncharacterized. Lineage: Eukaryota; Viridiplantae; Streptophyta; Magnoliopsida; Apiales; Apiaceae. The coding region runs from base 154 to 2220 and encodes 688 amino acids. The transcript has 20 exons. The record is from RefSeq and is a predicted model, not a curated record.
GAAAAUAGAAGCCAAAGCAAAACAAACCAGUUUCGGAGACUGCACAGGCACUUAGGUAUAAUCCGUUUCAUACGCUAGUCAGCAGAAAGAAUAAGGAAGGAAGCGGUGGCGUAGAAAUCAGAGCAAGUGUUGACAGAGUUGGGGUUUCCGAACAUGGCAAAAUCGAUUGUAAAAGCUUACUCGAUCCCUCUACUACUUUUCUCGCUCUCCUUGUACUGUCAGCUGAUUAUGGUUCCUCGUUGUUUUCCCUCAUCACAUUACGAUGUGCUAGGGAUCAAUAUGCAUAGUUCUGUUGAACAAGUAACUCAUGCUUAUCAUCAUCUUACUGCUAAUUGGAAUUCUACCACUCACCCACUUGACACCGUCCAAUUCAUUCAGAUUCGAUAUGCAUUUGAGCUACUUACAAAUAACUUGUGGAAGAGGGAUUAUGACAUCCACGGUAUUGAUGAGCAGUAUCAUGUAAUUCAUAAGAUGGAGAAGCAGUAUGCUGCCUCAAAUAUCUCUCAUGUUACUCUUCCCUUGCUCGAGCCAAACUCCUUUGAUACAUUGGAUCCAGAUUUUCAUGUCAUCAGGUUAGAGGAUUUUUUAUCUGAAGGCACUCCCAACCCAAUGCUAAUUCAGGUUUUUUCACUCGGGAGCAACCGCUGUGCAAAAUUUGCCGACACAUGGAAGAGAAUCAUAAAUCUACUGGAAGGGAUUGCAAAGACUGGUGUUGUUGAACUUGGUGAUGUUAAGCUCGCUGCAUACCUAUCGGAGAAGAGAUCUACGGGGCAACCUUUGUUUCGGAAUGGCCUUCCCAGUCUUCUGGCAUUCCCCCCUGGUUGCAAAACUUCAGAGUGCCUUGUUCGGUAUCCCGGGGAGCUUUCUGUUGAUGCCGUCACUGAUUGGUUUUCAACAAUUAUUCUUGGUUUACCUCGCAUAAUGUACUAUACUAAGGAGUCCUUGGUUCAGAAUUUCCUACAGAGAAGUGGUCGCCACAAGGUCAAAGCUAUUUUUAUAUCGAAAAGUGGAGAGCGCGCCACUCCAUUUGUACGCCAAGCUGCAAAAAAUUAUUGGGCUUAUGUUUCUUUUGCCUUUGCACUGUGGCGAGAAGAGGAAUCCUCCUUCUGGUGGAAUACGUUUGGGGUGGAAUCUGCUCCUGCGAUCAUAUUUUUAAAAGAUCCUGGUGUUGACCCUGUUGUGUACCAUGGAUCAAUCAACAACUCAUAUUUUAUAGAUAUCAUGGAGCAGAAUAAGUAUCACGAGCUUCCUCAGUUGAGGAGCGUGACGUCUAUGGAGUUGGGUUGUGAUCCCAGAGGUUAUUCGCGAGCCGGAAAUGACAUAAUGGUUUGGUAUUGUGUUGUUCUUGCUGGGAGGCAGAGCCUGGAACUUAAUAAAAUGCAUCAAACCAUGCGCAGGGUUCAAGAAAAUCUAUCAAAUGAUGGAGAUGCAGCAGCCCAGGACAAAUUGGAAGCAGCGAUUGCUUUAAAAGAUAAACGGCUGACAUUUACAUGGCUUGAUGGAGAAGCGCAAAAUAGGCGUUGUCUCUUCUAUAUUCAUUCAGAGUACAGCUAUGAAACAUGUGGAGCAAGGAGGGAUUUAAGAGAUGUGCCAAAGUUAAUUAUUAUACGGUACGCGAGGAAUGGUACUGAAGACAGUGAUAAGAAAGAGAAAGAUUCAAAUAAUUAUUUGGCUGCAUAUCUUGCGAAAGAUAUUGAUCCUACGUCCCAACUUGUGGCACAUUACAAUGGGUCAGAUGACAUCCAUCAGAUCACGCAGUGGAUCUCUACUGUUAUCAAAGAUGGCGAUUCACGUAAUAUCCCCUUUUUUAAAACAGAAACACCUGAGCUUGUUCCUGAGGACGUGGACCCUAUAUGGUCAACUGGCACCGAGAAGAUUCUUUCCUCGGGCAAGGGAAUAAUGCGACGAAUCAUUAGUCUUACUACUGGAUUCUCUGAUCUCUUGUGUGAUCCACGAUGCGGACCCUUCUUGCUUCUGGGAGCAUUGAUGUCUUUCGGUGGUGUUUGGAUGCGGAGAUCUCAAGCAGCUAACCUGAUCGAGUCACAAACCAAGAAAGAACCUUGUACUGUGGAUAAUGAGGUUAUAAAAAAGAGAAGACCCCCUCUGGAACCGGGAUCAAAGAGAUAUAAACUUCCUUCAAUGACGGAUGAAGAACCAAAAGAUGCUUAUCAGGUGCCAUUUUCUGAUUCUGAUUCAGAUGACGGUAUCUGUGAAAAGUAGUAGUUUGUGGGACUUGGUGAACAAAGUCCUCGCUGGAAGGCAUGGCUUACAUAUACUGAGAAAAUGGAGAAAUACAUAUUAAAGGAGAUAAUGGAGAGAUGACCAGAGUUUUAGCAAAAGAUGGUCAGUGAUGAAUAUUAAAUUUUGCUGAUAGAUCUGAAAACACUUGUGUAUUAUGGCCUUUCUGCUACUAUGUUCAGGGGCGGAAGCACUUAAAAAAAAAAAAUCAUGCAACCCAAUUUAAGGUAUAUGGUCUACAUGCACAUUCAAGGAAUUCUACUUGAUAUUUAAAAAGGGGUUCACCUUUCAA